GACCCCCGCUUGUGCUCGGUGUACCGAGAGAGCUCAGGCAUGCCAUCUGUCUCGACUGGCAACACUGUUGUUGUCUGGGCCGAAAUUCGUUUCACUACUUGAGGGAAUCAAAGUUGCUGCAAUGGAGACUCCCGGGAGUGAUGCGGCUCUCACACACUUGGGGAAAGCUGAAGACAGAGACGGAUAUUAUGAUGUGGAACAUCUGCCUCCGCUGCUGGAGGAUGAGGAGAACGUGUCCCUGGCAGACAUCCUUUCUUUGCGGGACAGCUGUUUGUCUGAGGAGGAGGUGUGGGCGGUGUGUGCAGAGUGUGCUCUGGCCCUGCAGAGCAUCAGACCCUCCCACCUCUUCCAUACCCUUUGCAUAACGCCCGACACGCUGGCCUUCAACGCCCAUGGGAAUGUUUGCUUCAUGGAGCAGCUCAGUGAUGAUCCAGAAGGCUCCUUUGUGCCUCCUGAGUUUGACAACACAGGCAGCACGUUUGAGGGCCAUGUUUACUCUCUGGGCUCUACGCUUUCUGCUGCACUGAACUUCGUCAUUGAGCCGGAGCUAGAGGCAGAACUGGGAGAAGAAAUCCAGAAGCUGUUGGAACAGAUGCAGGAGGAGAAGCCCGAGGACAGGCCGUUGCUGCAGGACAUCGUGUCUCUGGCUGAAGCUCGGCUGUCUCACACCUCCUCUGCUGCUGUGUGCCGAAAGCUGUCUUCUGUCGGGCGACGGGUGCUUUCCAUUGAAUCAGUUUCAACAUUUCAAGAUGGGCAGGAAGGCUCCUGGGAGGCAAGAUGGCAGCAUCCGAAACCCAGAUGUCUGCUCAGAAGACUGAGCUCAGAUGAUAAUACCAAAGACCUGUGCAGUGAAAAUUCUGUGAAGGCAAAUAGUCUGUCCAGGCAGCAGGUGUGUGCGGGCUGGGACUCCUCUCUCUGGGCUGAGGAUAUGGACAACAGUGAAGGAGACGGCAUGAUCCUGGCAGACGAGAUGGACUGCAGGUCCCACAACAGCUCCCCAGUGAGGAGGCGAGCCCAGCAGAGGCUGAACAGGGUGAGGGGGGCUCUCAACCGCUCCUGCUCUGUCCCGGACUCCAACAACCCCCCCUGUCUCUCCCCUCCACCACACGGAGAUAUCAGUAUACCGGUGUCCGACCUCACUGAGAUAGGAGCAGAUGAACACUCGAGCUGCAAUUCUAUGUGGAGUAACAGACUUCAAAGGCUCAACCGGGGCAGGUCGUGUGAAGCUUACCCUCAUAGUAGCACUGAGGAUUAUGUGAACUCAGUUGUGGACAACCAGAUGUCACAAGAGAACAAGGAUGCUGCAGAGACUUUGUGCAGUGGAGAAACAAAGAGUCAGGAGUGCCACGAAAGUGAAUCUGAAUGUAUCCAGGAUUUAGCAUCUUCCUGUCAGGACCUGGAAAUGGACCAGGACUCUUCUGGGGACCAGCGCUCAUCGAACAACAGCCUCUACAUUCCUAAUAACCACAUGACCAAAAGCAUGCUGUGCCUGAAUGAAGAAUCUCAGGAUGAGUGGAUCUCUCUAAGAGAGUUACUUACUCGUGGACGGAGGCUGACGGUUAAUGAGCUGUGGGCUCUGUGUUAUACCUGUCUGUCCUCACUGCAGACCUACAUUGACUUUCCAGCGUAUUUAUGCCUUGACACAUUGUACGUGGGCUGCGAGGGUGAGGUGCUUUUCUUGAAGCCUAAAAACAUAGGACCCCUAGAUGAAUUUUAUCUUGCUCCCGAAUAUCAAGAACAUGGCAUUGUGACUGAAAAGGUUUGUGUGUACGGGGUUGCUGCUAUUCUCUGGGCCACAGCCAAGUUCAGUUUAUCACCCAAUCAAAAGCUGGCGAUGCCUCGCAAACUGAAGAGACUGCUCCUGGAGAUGGCAAAGAGGACACCCAUUGAGAGACCUACCAUCAUUAUGGCUAAGAAGAGCUGUCGUGACUACUUAUCCCAUCAAGGGACAGAUGCUGAGACUGUGUGGAACAACCUCAUCAGCAGAGUUCACCCGCCAGUCUCAAAAUCCACAGAUGCAGAAGAUUUGAGUGCAACCGAAACUCAUCACAGCUCAUGUGAAGAGUCUGAACAAAACAACAGUGGCUUUGUGCCCAUGGCCACUGAGAGCCGACUGGCUCCUGUGCCUGGCCCUGUUCCCCACAGCUAUCCAGUCAGCAAGGAACUCCAACUCCCAGAGGCCUUCACUUCCACUGCCACACACUUCACCCCCAUCAUCCUGACCAAUGAAAGGGACUCAGAGGAGGAGAGCCAAAAUCUUGGAGCUGCCAUUGAAGGGACUGAGGAUGGAUUCACAAAAAUCAGUGAACACAUCGAGGAAAGGGAUGUUGAUUUCACUUCACUCUCUGAGUACCCAUAUCCUGCACAGACUGAACCCAAUCUACACAUAGAGGAGUCGCCUGUUAGUCAGGCAAUAACUACAACUGCUACAACUUCCAGUGACAAGAUACUGGUUAACUCUUCUUCUACACUCCCCGAUGUUUCCUGUCUUGAAGUGUCUCUUCCUCCACCAUUAUCCUCUAACCUUAAUGGUUGUGGUGUCUUCAACAAUUACCUCUUCCGUCAGGAUCCCAUAACAGGACGUCUUUCUUUAGUGCCUGUGCAGGUCAGGGCCCCUGAGUCUCUCCUCGGGUUAGAUAUAAAUCUCUCGCUGGUCCCACAGCCUUUGCAAGGACUAAUCACAGUUCCAGAGAACGUUGAAGGUCCCUUUAUUAACUGUCUGAAUGUGCCUGUGAGGCCUGAAGCUCAGGAAUAUGGCCCACCAUCAUAUUUCAAUGGUAGCUCCAUCAUUUCUAACAGCCACCUGGAGCACAGUGUGCCCAGAACUCACAAUGGACAAACAAAUCCAGGAAUGCAAGGUGAGAACCAGUCUCCCUCAGAGUCCGUCGCCCCCAAAGUCCACCCUGCCUUAAAGGAGGUGAUUGACCUGCUGAAGGGAGAGUUUUCACUUAAUGGCUAUCUGAAUAAUGGAAGUGAGGACAUCGCCAUGGGGGAGUACAUCUUCUCUUUGAAGGACCUCCAGUACCACACGUUCGCCAGUGUUGUGAAGGAGAGGUUCAGUGAUGUGUACUGGGAAGAAGACUUGCUGGGUGUUUUACACUGCCUGGUCAACUACAGCCCAUCCACACCCGGCUCUGAUGAGCAGCCUUCUUCAAAGGCUGUGAAAAGGGCAGCUCUCACCCCACCCUUAAUAGCAACUGUCUGGAGAGGGAAGGGAGAAGUUUGCCUGCACGGCCAUCUUGAUCUGAAUGGAAACAUUCACACUUCCAGUCCUGCUGCUGUGGAUUCUUGGGAAGAAACCGAGGCCCGACCCUGUCAAAAUGAGACUGCACCUGAAGAUUUUGAAUUGAGAUCGGAGCAGAGUCAGCACUCUGUCAGUGAAGGUGUGAGCAUGGACUGUUCAGACACAGGGGUCAUGGAGGGAGGAGAUCAUUCAGUGGGGGGCAGCGAUGAAAGCCCCUCUGAAGCCGAGUUUGUGUCGGGGAGAGAGGAAGGGCUGCCGGGAGCCCCGGACGAGCAGAUGAGCCCUGACUGCUCGGAGGACAUGGAGGACAGCGACUCCCUGGCGUCAGAGCGACUCCUCUCGCCUGGAUCCAGAGCAGAGGGACCGGGCCUCAGCUUAAGCCCAGUGUGGGCCUCUGCCUUUUUUGGAGAAGACUGUUUUAGUCCAGAGGUGAUACAGUACGCGGUGAAUCUGGGACAGCACACGGGAUCACCAUGUCUAGAUGUGAAAACGCAGGAACUGCAGCAGCAGCUGAUAAUUGAAACAAGGAAUCUAAAGAAAACGAGAAAUUUCUACCAGAAGCUGAUUCAACAAGAGAGGAAAAAUAAAGGUUCUGAGAGCAAACUGAUGCUGUCUAAACUCAAGUCCCAGCUUGAGGAACUCAGAUCCAAAGUGGGCUUCUUGGAUUGUGUGAAGAAAUACCUUGAGAUUCUGAGUGUGGAUCAGUGGGGGUUGGAGGUUUCAUUACUACCUUCUUUGGCUGUCGCUGGACCUGGAUCAUUGGACCUCCAAUCCUCUGAAGACCCGUCUGUUCUGAACUUUGGCACCAGCAAAGGGAAGAGCAGUCUGCAGGCUGGCUCUUCUCUGGGCCUCAUGGCUUACCUCUACACAAGAAAUGCUGCCAUGGAGGGCUAUAUCCAGCAGUUCCUGUAUACCUAUCGUUUCUUCUGCACUCCUGAGCAGUUACUGCAGUUCAUAAUGGAUAAAUUUGUCAGUGCAGCAAGAGAAGGUCCAGACAUGUCAGGAGACAGUGAGAAGAUCUUCCAUCGUAGUUUGGACGUGCUCCAGUUCUGGAUAACAGACUGUAAACAGGUGGACUUCACACCCAAGUCCAACCUUGUGGAUACAUUAGAAAACUUCCUUAAUACUGAGGUGAUUCCUGUCGACAGCCGAGGGGAGGCCCUUCUUGCUGCUCUCCGCAGCCCCCCAAGUACAAGGUGGAGUCAAGGAAGAGAUAGCCUUAUCAGCAUAGAGGACGACGAUGACUCUGUGUGCUUGUAUUCGUCCACUGAGGAUCUCGGCAGAAAGUGGAGGAUUUCAAGAGUGGUGGAGCCCUCUGCGUCCAUGCCUAAAGACAAAGCCUUCUCCAUUGCUGCAGCUCUGCCUAUGCCUUGCUAUCCCUCCCUGGUCGAUGACCUCUCCAGUGUCUGCCUGCACAGUGAGGAGCGACUCCCGUUCAGCAAGAAUGAAUACAGCGCACAGCACGUAGCCCAACAGCUCACACUCCUGCAGCAGGAAAUGUUCCAGGAAUGUCAUCCAGUUCAUUUCCUCAACUCCAGAGUCCACGGAGUCGGGGACAAAGUCUCCAUCCCAAACAAGAAUGUGUCCCAGAACGUGCCGCCAGCAGAGGGCAGCGGUCUGCUCAUGUGUGAGGGGACGCUGUCAGACAGCCAGCUCCAGCGGCUGCUCACAUAUGCUGACAGCGUCACUAACUGGAUCUCCUCUGAAAUAGUCAUCUGUGACUCCACCAAGACACAAGUUGCUUUGCUGACCAAGUACCUGUGGAUAGGAAAACACUGCUAUGAAUCAAGGAACUUUGCCACAGCCAUGCAGGUCCUCCGAGGUCUGGAGAACGUGACUGUCAAGCAAUUACCAGCUUGGAAACAUCUGUCUUCCAAGGUGUUUGAGAUCCUGGAGGAGCUGCGAGCUGUGCAGGUGUUCCUGAAGAGCGACGACCUGUGUCUGAUGGGGGCAGAGCACUCGAGGAGGAGGCCCACCCUGCCGUCAUCGCACAUCCUGGCCAUGCACGUCCAGCAGCUGGAGAUCGGGGCCUUCACGCUCACGACCGGAGCCUACAAGUGGACCAAGCUCAGGCGCAUCGCAAAGGUUGUGAGUCAGGUCCACGCCUUCCAGGAGGCAGUGUACUCCUACAGCCCGGACCGGGAUCUGCAGGCCUACCUUCAGCGCCGCAUCGCCCGGCUGGCCACCUCUGACAUCCACCUUCUGGCCUCGGACAAGGAUGCCAACUUCCAGCAUUCCAGCGAGCGACAAACGCGGAGAAUCCAGGACACGCUGAGGAGGGUAAAGGCCACCUUCCAGUGAGCCGUGCCCCGGUCGCAUAUCAUAGCCCUGGAGUAAGUCACCACCAACAGGUCAAGGCCCAACCCUCAGAUGCCUCUGUUGUCGUGGCAACAGAGCCUAGUAGACUGGAAAACAUUUUCCGCUGUCGUAUGUUCAUUUUGUUCCCUAACUUCAGUCGGUAAAAUCAGUUUAACUUUAUUUAUAACUCACACCCUUUAGAUUACACAGGUUCUGCUGUUGGUCACACAUCUGUUUGGUUUUGAUAUUCAACAUCUUUCUUCACAAAGAUAAAAAUAAUGGCUGAUGUUUGUAAUUUGCAGUAUUUCUCCCUCAGCUCAUAUACUGACAUUUGUUAUCUGACCAUGUAAUUUAGCUGUUAAGGCCUCCAUGUAAUCACAUGUGGACUGAACAUGGCAGGAAUAGGGAAUAUAUUUCAAAAAAUACAGGCUGGCAAAGUGGGCAACUGCACCAGGGCCUGAGAACCCCAGGAGCCCCUGACAGCCACAAGCUCGCUGUGUAGCAGCUGCAGUAAUAUGAUCAACUGGGACUUAAUUUAGGAAUAUGCACCAUUAAAGCACAAGAUAACUGACAUGAUGAGGGCAAUAAGGUGGAAUCCUCCUUUAUUAGCCAAACUGGGAAUGACAGUGUUAGUCUGUCAGCCUGUCAGUCCUUUAUUUUAUUAUUCAUUUAUUUUUUGCAGUUAAAUUUAAGUUUUUCCCGCCACUGUCAGAUCGUCAGAUGAUGUUUAGUUUGCUCAACACAGAUUAAAUUUUCAGGUAAACUUUGUCAUCUCAAAUUCCCUCUGGAUGUUGUCUUCAACAAGAAGCCUGGACUUUGUCACCGGUCCAUGGUUUGUAAAAUGUCUGUCAAUGAACUAACAGCUAAAACAGUGUUUUCACACUUGCAGGUUCCUGCAGUGGAAGGGCUAUAUAGUGCUAUAGAGAGAGGUGAGACACAAUCAUCAUUAAACUAUAGGGUAACAGUUCACACCUUCAGUCGCUCCAGGAGGACAUAAAGUUGCACUCUGUUGUGACAGAUGUAGUUGUGCAUCAAAAAAAAAAAAAAAGGAGGUUAAGUUCAAACACAGGACAACAACUGCAAGAAAUGGGCACCAAUGUUGGAUUGUCAGACACAGCCCCCCCUCUCCCCCACUUCUGACGUUGCACACGUGCGGCGGGAAGGAUUCCAAAGCUAUUCAGUAUAGUAUACUGGCGCCUUGUUAGCUAAUCUAAAGGGCUGUGUCUUAUGGUCUUGCGCAAAGAUCUAAUUUUCAGACCUCCUUCAUUUCAGCUGAUAUUGUACGUAGAAGGUGCAUAUUCCUGAAUUAGAUCAUAUUCAAUGAACUCAUCACACAGCAAACUGGGGGGCAUGUCUUUCCAGCAGAGGAACAACCUGCACAGUGCAAACAAGGAGGAGGGAAUGGGGGUAAAUAGGGGCCCAGCAACUAAUUUUUGUCCUUGGUCCUAUUCCAGGCCUUGUCAAACAUUCAGAUAAAAUCUAUUUGAUGUUGCUGAAUUGUGUCUGAUUUGUAGGAAACAUUACUAAUAACGCAGAAUGGUUAAUCAUUCGUUUUUUUACCAAUUAGGACUUUACCAAAAUGAGAUUUAUAUGACUAGCUUGGUAAAUUAAUAUCUAAUAUUAAUUCCAUUUAAACAGCACAAUGUGAAAUAAUUGCGUUUAUUAUCAAUAGUGUGUCGUGAAGCUAGACAAGCUUGCUGUCACGACAGUACCUUACUAUUACAGAGAAAAUGAUAGAACAUAAUGAGAUGUCAGUGCAAAAUGUUAUAUGAGGAGUGAAGCUGAGUCUGUGUCUAUUUUUCUAUUUUCCUGCCCGCUCUCUCUCCUCCAUGGUUUUUUGCCCUGAAACACACCGUGGAGAUGGAAUGUGACGUGCU
Messenger RNA from Seriola dumerili (greater amberjack), 7419 nucleotides. It is a transcript of the gene kndc1, whose product is annotated as kinase non-catalytic C-lobe domain containing 1. Gene Ontology annotation, biological process: small GTPase-mediated signal transduction. The transcript is spliced from 31 exons. The coding region runs from base 122 to 5545 and encodes 1807 amino acids. The record is from RefSeq and is a predicted model, not a curated record. Gene Ontology annotation, molecular function: guanyl-nucleotide exchange factor activity. NCBI's taxonomy places the organism in Eukaryota, Metazoa, Chordata, Actinopteri, Carangiformes, Carangidae.